GGGGAAACAUGGACGAUGGCUGUUUGGGAAGUAUAAAAAAGUGCUGAGGUGUUCAUUUUUGUGCAAUGUCUGGUAGCGGUACAGUGGUGAUUGAGCUUGAUGCCUGUUGCUUAGGAUUUAUAGAUCAAGCGGAGGAGACUACAGACAGAGGACACUGAGCAUUGAUUACAACAGUAGUGAGUCAUCCAACACUGUGAAUAUUGCGGGGACUCUAUUCCAGGAACCAUGUCUGCCCAGGAUCCAGUGAUUGGCACGUAUAACAUUAUGAACAAUCACCUCAGCAUGCAUGACAUUCCUCAGACUCAGCUGAGCAGCGAGACCAGCUCCACCAGUAGCGAGUUGGAGUCUGCCCUCAGCAACGCCGUCAAGACACCCCCUGGGAUCUUAGAGAACGGACCCGACGGCUACCCAUCGGAUGGGUCGUCCUCGGUGGAGAACCAGAACCCGAUGCCCGUCUCGUACAUCAACGGCCCCGUGCAACUCGCCGCGCCGGGCGGCUACACCGAGUAUGUCGAUGGACACAUGGCGGACGGGAACGGUUUGGAUUAUGCCGCCCCCGCCCCGGAGUAUGACGGUCAACAAGCCGUGGGCGAUUAUACCCAGGACUACCCCUCCCCGGAACAAAUUUACCCCGGUGUGGCGACGUCUGGACAGGAUUACCAAACGAACGCUGUAGGGGUACCGACGCAAGUCGGGGACUACCAGGGCAUGGGGGUAGGGGUAGGGGAAGAGAUAUCCCCCCAGGGACAGGUGCAGGACACUGGUCAGAAUAGUGGGCAGGCCAAUAAGAAGUAUGUCUUCUACCUGCAGAUUAAGCAAGGGGAGGCAUUUCCUGUUGGCAAUGGGGACCAAGUUCAGUAUAUUCACGGUCCUACAUAUAUUCAACUGGUUUCUAGCUCUCCUGUACCCCCACCCCUGCACACCGUGCAGACGGGGCAUGGACCCGUAUCCAUGCCAACUGUUGAUAACGUAGCCUUGGUCACAGCACCAAUGCAAGUCCAGGGUAUGGCCAUACAGCCAUCAGUCCAAGACACAGUCGUCAACGACAUGCAACAACAGCAGCAGCAGCAGCAGCAGCAGCAGCAGCAGCAGCAGCAGUCACAGCAAGGCAUGUACACCACAGGUCCCCCUGUGCUGUCACCUCAAAUGUACCCCACGUUAUAUUCCCCCAACGGGGGAGGGGGUAGGGCCGGCAUGGGGGGUGUUGGGUACCCCCACAUGAUGGGCUAUCCAAACCCUAUCAUUCACCCUCAUGUUCAGCAGCACGUGGCGAACUCCGUACCCACACACACGGCCGUACCGCCGAAUCCUGUUCCACAUCAUGUUCAUAUUCGAUACAAUCCUGCGCCCCCUCAUGGUCAACACAACUCACAGCAACAACAACAACAACAACAACAACAUCAGUGUAAUAUGCCCGAUCAUUCACAUAUCCAAGAUCCCCAGCAGAGACAAACAAUGAGAUCCCGGUCAAGAGAUGACCGGACGGAUAAACAGAGAGAAAAACUCCAGAAGAAACUACGGGAGCGGCAAAAGGAGAACUGCAACUUCAUCCCGAGCCCUCAGACCUCGCCCCGCGGGGGAGGAGGGGGAGGUGGAGGUGGAGGAGGGGGUGUGCAUGUGAGCGGAGGAUAUAAUCCUUCUGUCUUGAAGAUGGAGAAUGGUGCUAAUGGGAGGCCGGGUAACGGGAGGAAGAAGAGGCAUAGUGGAGGCGGCAACCAGAGAAUCGAUGAGAAUGAAGAAGAUCCCCAUUCCAAGAAGCUGAGGGAUCUCCUCUCGAACAUCCAGCCACCGGACGUGUUCAACAGAACGCCCCGCUCGGUCAACGUCAAAUGGUCCCUGCCCCAGGUGCAUUCUGGGAGUGUGGACUGUCUCCGCGAUGACGACAUCGACUUAUCGACGGCCCGGUUUGAGCUUGUGCUGUCGGAGCGUAACAGGAGUGGUUCAUCAAAGACGUUUUACUGUCAUGGAACGGAGAAUGAAUACGAAGUAACAGAUUUAAAACCAGCUUCAGAAUAUCAACUCAGUGUGUGUGCAAUAUUGGACAAUGUAAAGGGUGCCCUCUCUCAGCCUGCCAUAUUUGAGACGAGGGGCUGCCCGCCGGACGCCCCACUCGUACCCCGGCUGACUAAUCGCACCAAGAACCUUCUGUACUUGAGGUGGAAUUCUCCCCUUCCCAACGGGGCCAGGAUCCACAGCUUCCUCCUACAGUGUGACAAGGGGAGUGGCUCGGGAAGUUUUGUUGACGUCUACGAGGGGCCGGAGAAGACUUACAGAGUAACUAAAUUACAGCCGGAGACCUUGUACAGAUUCCGCUUACAAGCCAUCAAUGACUUUGGGGCGAGUGACUACAGUCCAGAGGCUAGUUUCACUACGUCGGGCAGCGCCCCCAACCAGCCCGAUCUGCCGUCGCUACGGGAAGCUACAGCCCACAGCUUACACAUAGAAUGGGACAAGAGUACCGGGGAUAUCAAUGGGUAUACAUUGGAGAUGGAUGAUGAGAUGAAGAGGUAUGGCUUCCAAGUUGUAUACCGAGGGGAAGAGACUAAUCACCAAUGCAAAAACCUUGCCAGGAAUUCAGAGUAUAAAUUCAGGUUAAGUGCCUUCAAUGAAGAGGGAAAGAGUAUAUGGAGUGGAGUAGUGGCCUUUCGUACGCUGCCUGACACGCCGAGAGCGCCUUUCAAGCUGUCACUCAAAGGCAAGGUUCACUCCACAGGCUUCAAAGUGUCAUGGGAUCCGCCAAAAGACACCGGGGGUUCGGAUAUAAUGUCGUACAGUUUAGAAAUGAGCAACAAUGGAACAAAUGAUCCGUUUGUAUCGACAUACGAAGGCUUAGAGAAAGAGCACAACAUGGAAAACCUUGAGCCGGGUCACACCUACAAGCUACGAGUCCAAUGCUCAAGCAGAGGGGGUUGUAGCCCGUUUUCUGACGUUUGUAGUGUGACAACGUUGCCAGUUUGUCCAGGGCAGUGUAUACCCCCAAGGUUACAUGGGAAACCACGGGCAACUUCCGUCAAUCUUAGAUGGAGCACACCAGAGUACCACGGUGGCACAUCCCUGCAGGAGUACGCCGUAGAAUUGACAGCAGCUGACGACACACCCAAAGAAGUUCACCGGGCUGGUGCCUGCAUCACAGAGUGUACUGUUAAUGCCUUGCUACCCGGGAGACCAUACAGCUUCCGGCUAAGGGCAUUCAAUAGAAUUGGGGGUGGACCCUUCUCGGAACCCCUCCAGGUCAACACGGCAGCCGGCCCACCGGACGCACCCACAGACCUCGCUGUUAAUAGCCGCUCAACCAGCGUGGCAUACGUAGCGUGGGAGAAGCCAUGCUGUAACGGCGCUGAGGUGAACGAGUACCGCGUGGAAAGAGCAUCGGAGAACGGCUCCUUCUCAACAGUCUACAACGGCUUCUCAUCAUUCUGUGAGCUGAAGUCACUGCAGCCCGCCACCUUCUACUAUCUCCGCGUCCAGGCCAUCAACUCAGCCGGUCCAGGACCCUUCAGCGACGUGGCUACCUACGAGUCGCCUCCUUCCUCCCCGGAAGCCGUCGCUUCCCUCCGUCUCCUCUCAUCCACCUCGGAGUCUCUGCUGAUCCGGUGGACGGAGCCCAACUGCUGCGGCUCGGAGAUCCUGUCGUAUAAUAUCGACAUCGGCGAGAAGCCGAUUAUCAGCGUUCAGGGGAACGUCACGGAGCACUGUCUAGAGAUGCUACAACCAAACACCAAGUACAGAAUACGCAUCCAAGCAGUCAACAGUAUAGGUGUGGGGCCGUACAGUGCCUCGCUCAAAGUCACCACCAAAGCGCUUCCUCCCGAUCCACCACGCCUGGAGUGCACCCUCUACAGUCAUCAGAGUCUCAAGCUCAAAUGGGGCGACAAUGCCAAGUCGCCUGUCGACGCGCGCAUCCAGAAUUACACCGUUGAGAUGGAGGACAGGAAAGGAAGGUACUGCGUUGCGUAUUGCGGUGCUAACGUCUCGCACAAGGUGUCCAAGUUGAGCGAACAGACCUCGUACAGAUUCCGCAUCUUUGCCAGUAACGAUGCCGGGGAUGGCCCGUACUCGGAGAGUUACACAUUUACAACGACCAAAGCCCCACCUCCAUGUCUAAAAACUCCCAAAGUAAGCCUGAUCAGUGAAGACUGCUGCGUUGUAGAGUGGCAAGCACUGGGAAAUAUUCAGAAUGAUGUUGUCAUCUACCAUUGCCAAUGUCAGAGAGUCCGAGACAGUGAAAUCAAACUGGUAUACCGAGGGCCCGGCAGUAGCGUCAUCGUACCCGACCUAAUGCCAGGCACCGAGUACAGAGUCCGCACCUGUGCUAUCCGUCUACUGGACGACGGUGGACCGGAGCUCGUCGGAACCUACAGUCCGUGGGAGAGCUUCCUCACGGCGAGUCUAGUCCCCGCGACACCCAUCAUUAAGGAAGACGCCCAAGCUGAUGAACCCACGGCUGAACCCAAGUCUCUGGAGGAUCAGACCUUCAUCGCCAUCUGCCUGGUAGCUUUCUUCCUCCUUGCCAUCUUGUCGGCGUGGUUCAUGGCUUGAUGAACACUGAAGAGGAAAUAGUAUCGUAUCCAGGCUUGGAUUUGUUGAUUUCUAAUGUCUGUCUGGGGGGCCAAGCUGAAGUUUGUGCAUGGAUUUGGGAUUUUUUUAUCAAACCUCUUGCCGGAAACCCAGUCCAUGAAGCUGCUUAAGCAGAAAAUACUGCAAAUUUCCAUGCUAAGUAAACAUUGAGUGGGGCACCAAUUGCCACAUUGUUAAUUUGUGGGAAUUUUGGCUGGUAACCUGUUCCUGUUAUUAUUAUACUUAUCUGUGCUUAGCAAGUUUUUGUGCUUGCAGGCUUUAUGAAAUUGGGCCCAGGAGUUUUUCCUAGAAAGACAAUUCUUACUUCUCUUCGUAGGUUAGGAAAGACAUACACUGGGUUCGGAACGUAGAGUCCUGCAGCCGAUUUCACAAAGCGAUAAGAUUAAUCCUAUCUCGAGUUAGUACAAGUAACUCGUCCUAACUUAGGAUGGGUUCAAAGCAUCCAAACGUCUUCGGAUACUGAUCUUAACUCCUCCUCAGUCCUAAGAUUAAUCCUAAGUCAGAAAGAGUUUGGUGAAAUCGACGGCAGGCUUGGAACCCCAAAUGUUUGGGAAUAUUGGCCCUGAAUCCAUGCACGGAACUCGCCCCCAACUUCUUUUACAGUUUUUCUUACUCAGAAUCUUCUUGCAGGGUAGGGGAGGGGGUCCUUUCUGUCUGGAAUGUUCCCCCCCCCCCCCCCCCCCCCCGACGGCAUCAGGAAUCGAGUAGGAAUUACUUGGAAGCGGCCAUUCAUUUUAAGCUGUGUACAAUAAGAGUAAUUAUUCAUGUACAAAAUGUCAUUCACUGUGGAUUUAUUAAAGACAAGUAUAAGUCGUUGCAUGUUUUUUUUUCUUCUCCUUCUUUCGUGAAAAGCUUGCAAGUCAACAAUCAAUAUUAUUUAUUAAAAAUCGAGAACUGCUGCACUCUUAGACUGGUUGCAAACCAAAAUGGGAAUGACAUGUAAACCAAAAUGAGAAUGAAACCACAUAGUGAGUCAAGACGCCAGACGGAAGAGAUGUUAUUCACCAAUUUUUAACAAUCCUUAGUGGCAUUUUCCCCCUAUAUUUAAUUUGAAAGUAGAUACACUUGAUUUUUUAGUCACCGAAAAUACAUUUUUAUUACUUGAAGUAGUGAAAAUAAAGUCUCUGUACGUAUCAUUGUGAAAACCACGGCCAUGGUGGGAAAAUUUUUCCUGAAAUGUAGUACUUAUUUAUUUCAAACAGUCAACAGCAUUGGGGGAGGCUUUUUAAUCGGGUCGUAAAAUGUUUUGUUUUUGUUUAAAUGUUGUCUUUGGGAAUUUUUUUAUUUUUAUUAUUUUGUUAGAUUUCUUUUUAGCUGUAGAAUGAUUCACACAUCUGUUUUUUUUUUUUAACAUUUUAAUUUUCAAUGGCACCCCGGAACAAAUAUAUUGACAAAUCAUUGAGACCGCCAACAGAGGGCUUGAUAGCUCUGCCUGCCUGUUAACCCAAAGGUGAUUGGUUUGAGUCACACUCUAGUCUUUUUUUUUCUUUGUUCAAUCCUAAAUCAAUUUUGAAAAGUGUAACGAUUGAUUGUAAACUGUCAAAGGGUGUGUACAACAUUGGUAAGAAAGAAUGAACAUUUAUAGAAUUGCACACAAACUAACUGGUCAUGAUUUUUCAAAAUUUCCCUUGAAAAAAAAAAAAAAAAAAAAACUCAAUCUGAGGUUUUUGGCCUUUGUACCCUUUUCAAAUCUUCCCUAAUAGCUGUAUACCAAAUGGAAGUGUCCUUAUAACUAAAUGACAACGAAAAAGUGCUCUUCCCCCAUAAGGGAUUAUUUCAAGAUCUGUAGAUUGGAAAUAGCCGAAUAGAUGCAUCCAUUCUGUGGCCCUGCAGCCGAUUUCACGAAACGCUAGGAUUAAUCCUAUCUCGAGUUAACUUAGGAUGGGUUCAAUGCAUCCU
This is a messenger RNA of Asterias rubens (European starfish), 6477 nucleotides long. Its product is annotated as fibronectin type-III domain-containing protein 3A-like. The transcript is spliced from 21 exons. NCBI's taxonomy places the organism in Eukaryota, Metazoa, Echinodermata, Asteroidea, Forcipulatida, Asteriidae. The record is from RefSeq and is a predicted model, not a curated record. Bases 226 to 4539 code for a protein of 1437 amino acids. Gene Ontology annotation, molecular function: protein binding.